UAAGUUCGGGGAUGUGGAUCGAGAUAAUAGUCGUUACUCGAAGAACCGAUCGAGUUUGGUUUCUCGAGUUGGGGGGCACACACGUGACCUGUAUGACCGGUCGAAUUAAUAGAUGUCUUUUAAGGGGGCAAUAGUGUCGAAGGCAUGGUGAACUUGGAGCUUGAAGGGAAUGGUUUUUGGCCAAGUCUCUUUUCUUUGCUGUCGUUCGGUUUUCUUUCAAUCUACUUUGGACGGUUUAAUAGAGUCGGAUGCGUUCGGUUAUAAAAUACACAAUAAACGGAUUUUUUUCUCCUCUCAGUACCCGAAGAUCGAGUCUAAAGGGUUCUCUGGAGGUGUUUCAAUUAUGUAUAUUGCUUUCCACGAGAACGCCAAAUACACGCACUUGGACAAAGACAUGGAAAGUACAUGGGAUUUAAGUGGACUAUGGAAUAAAAAAGAAAAGAAGGGGGAGGGGAGGAAAAAGAAAAAGAUAAAAAAGGGAAAAAGAAGAAGGUGAAAUCAGAGUGCGGAAUCCAUUAGCAAAGUCCGGGGAAGCACGUUUUACCAUCGACGCCCGAUCUUUCAUUCUCGGGGCAAAGAGUGGCGCGAGCUUUUGUGUAGUAUAUGAAUGACUGGCUCCUCGAAAUGCUACCAGAAUGUCCACCCCUAUUUUCUCCCUUCUUCUCUCCUUUGCUAUCUAAAUUCACCUGUAUCGACUUUCUAAACGCUAAUGUAUUGCUGAUAUAUUCAAAUAAUUCGAUAUC
Messenger RNA from Apis florea (little honeybee), 743 nucleotides. RefSeq lists its product as uncharacterized. NCBI's taxonomy places the organism in Eukaryota, Metazoa, Arthropoda, Insecta, Hymenoptera, Apidae. The record is from RefSeq and is a predicted model, not a curated record.